Molecule: messenger RNA, 1794 nt
Organism: Fonsecaea monophora
Lineage: Eukaryota; Fungi; Ascomycota; Eurotiomycetes; Chaetothyriales; Herpotrichiellaceae
Exons: 2
Coding region: 1-1794 (597 amino acids)
Biological process (GO): glutathione metabolic process
Molecular function (GO): sulfur dioxygenase activity
Source: RefSeq, a predicted model, not a curated record
AUGUCGUCUCCAACCGUGCAACUCUCCUUUACCCUCCGCACCUCGCCCAACGUGCGCACCGUGCACUUGCUCGGCUCAUGGGACAACUACAAAUCCCAGCUGCCUCUGUCUUUGAUCAAAGAUCCUGCCGCCAAACCAGGCUCCUGGAAGGGCACCUUCCGCUUCCAAGGGUCGAAUGCCCUCAAGUUGGGCUCCCGGUAUUGGUAUUACUACAUCGUUGAUGGCUACCACGUCUCUCACGACCCAGCCAAGGAAUAUGUGACGGAGAAGACCACAGGUCGCAAGCUCAACAUCAUAGACGUUCCAGGAGGCGACAAGUCCAGCGCCAAACCAACCAGGCCUAGUGUCAACACAGAAGUGUCAACUUCGCGCCAUAGUAGGGAGGUUCCGCAAGGCCGUGCCCUGAGCCCUGGCAAGAUCCAACAUCCGAAGCCCAGCAAGCCCUACGCGUCCCGUCAAUUACGCGAGGCCGACUAUGAGGUAUCUCCCGUGGAUGACCUCGAAGAGCGUUUCGCAGGCUGGCGCAUUGCUGACUCGUCUCGCUCGCCCUCCGAAUUAUCAGACGACAGUUCUUCUUCGGGCACCGCUUUCUCGCGUUCUUCUCCCUCCAGCUUGUCAAGUGUCAGCGACCACAGCUGCCGCUGUGAGCGCUAUGGCGUCACACGCUCUGGCCAGCGGGUCAAACUUGACUGCGGUGGUAAGCGAUGUGGUGCGUGGAGCUCGAGCUCCUCCGAAUGCGAAUCGACGGAGAGUUCCGAAGAGUCAAGCGAGGAUGAGCGCGAGCGCCGUGCCAGGAUGCGCAAAGAGGCAGAAAAGAGAGGUGCACCGGCAGCGACUGCGACGAAAGGAAAGCCCAGCAGUGGUGGGGACGACAGGAGGAGGACAGUCAUCGUGGAAAAGAGGCGGAAGCCUAGACUGAAUAUAUGUCGGUUUUACGUCCUUGGUGAGUUGUGUCUGGAAGUACCCUGUACGUCGAGGAGACUGAGAUGGCAAUACAUCGUCGCGGACGAACAGGCAAAGGACACCGUCGUCAUCGACCCAGUGUUCGACUAUGAUAAAGACACGGGAAAAUUGUCGACGCAGUCAGCCGACCAGAUGCUCGACGUGGUGGCCAAGCACAGAUGCACCGUGUCCACGAUCCUCGAGACGCACGGCCACGCCGACCACCUCACCGCGUCUUGCUGCCUCCAGAACGUCCUCGAGCAAAGACAGCAAAGUCAACCACGACCCCGGCCCGAGGUGUGCAUCGGCCAGCGCAUCCAUCAGGUCCAGGAGACCAUGUCGGCGCUCUACGGCGUGCCGCCAGCGGAUCUGGUCGACGCGUUCGAUCACACGUUCGCCGACGACGAGAGCUUCACCAUCGGGUCCAUUCAGGCCUGCGCGAUCGCCCUCCCGGGCCAUACGCCCGAUCACCUGGGCUACGUGGUCGGUUCCAACGUCUUCACGGGCGAUUCGAUCUUCAACCCGGACGUCGGCUCCGCGCCCUGCGACUUCCCCCGCGGGUCUGCCGUGCAUCUCUACCACUCGGGGCAGAAGCUCUUAUCUCUCCCCGGACACUUCAGGCUGUACACGGGCCACGACUAUUCGCCGGACAGUCGUCGAGAUGGACCCUUACCCAUGCCCACGCCCGUGGUCGGCGGACAGAACGCGGAGACCAAGGGCGUGCCCUUCACACCCGUGGCAGUCCAGGUCCGGGAGAACAAGCACGCCAACCAGACCACCCGCAUGGAUGACUUUGUCCCAUGGCGCUCGGAUAGAGAUGCUGGUCUCGCCGCGCCAAAACUGCUCGCUUAA